GCAAAUAUGAGUUAUCAUUUUUUUUUUCUUCUUCUCUUCUCUAAUUAAACAGAAAAGUCCACCUUAAAAUCUUACGAAAAGAAACAAAGAAGAAACAAAAGUAACCAAAUAAACAGAAAGAGAAUAGAAUAAAAGAGAAGAAGAGAGAGAAGAAAAAGAGAGAAAGAGAUAACCUGGUUUUCUUUCUUUUGGUUGUUUUUCUCUCUCCCAGUUGAUCUUCUUUUCUCUCUUUCAUCUUCCAUCUUUUUUCCUCUUUACUCUUUUUUCCCAUUUUAUUAUCAGAUUUUAAACUGUUAACGUUGAUUAAUGUUCUUCUCAUUGUUAAUUAACUUGAACAAUUAUUUCUAAUUCUAAUCAAGUAAAUUAAAUUCUCCAUCUAAAACAAUCACAAAGGUGUUAAUGUGAUCUUUUUAUUUUCUAAUUUCUUUUUCUAUUCUCUUUUUCCUUUUUCUCCUUUACUUUUUUGCUCAUUGUUGACAUUCAAAUGAUUUAACCAAUUUAAUAGUUAACAAUUUAACAAUGCUGACCUGAUGGUGGUCUACUUAAUUACGAUUAAUUUAGCUUAUUGGUGUCCAUUGAUUCAUCUAUUAGAGACAAAUUUAGGUACAUUGACUUGGUCAAUAUCAAAAUGUUUCAGAUUCAAUUGAGGUUGAUUGGUGGAUUAAUGUGAUGGAUUAUCAUCAUUUAAUGUUAAAUGUUCAACUACAAUAAUCUGGAAAUACUCAGCGUACUUCCAUUAAUUAAGCCAUUCGGUCAAUUUAACCUGAGCCACAUUUGUGAUUUAUCUUUAUCAUCAUCAUCACUUUAUCUUCACUUUGAUAAUAUUUUAUUAUCCUCAAUCAUCAUCUUCAUCUUAAUUCAUAUUCUGUGUAUAGAAUGUCCAAAACAAGCAACUAUCAAUGGGUCUAUUCAUUGGUGGAUUCAUCUCGAGUUUCCACUUUCCUCAUCUCAAUGCUCUUAAUUGUCUAUGGCAGUUUCAGAUCACUUAACAUGGAACAAGAAGCCAGAGAAAAAGAAAAAGAUUCUAAUGGUCAACCUGCAGAAAAUAAUGUUCAAACUCUCGAUACGAUGCAAGCCUUGUGUUUACCUUUGGGAGCUUCGAUUUCACUCUUAAUUAUGUUUUUCUUUUUUGAUUCAAUGCAAAUGCUUUUCGCAAUUUGUACUGCAAUAAUUGCAGCCAUAGCUUUGGCAUUUCUUUUACUUCCAAUGUGUCAAUACAUGGUUAGGCCUUGUACAGACAAGAAAAAAAUUUCCUUUGGAUUCUGUGGACGAUUUACUGUUGCUGAAUUAAUUUCAUUCACAUUAUCAGUGACAAUCGUCUGUAUUUGGAUUCUUACUGGACAUUGGCUACUAAUGGAUGCAAUGGGAAUGGGCUUAUGUGUUGCCUUCAUUGCGCUUGUUAGACUUCCAAGUCUCAAAGUUUCAACCCUUUUACUUACUGGUCUUUUAAUCUACGAUGUCUUCUGGGUUUUCUUUUCCUCAUACAUCUUUAAUUCAAAUGUAAUGGUCAAAGUGGCCACUCGACCAGCUGAUAAUCCAGUCGGUGUAAUGGCCAAAAAGCUUCAUCUAACCAGCAUGGUCAGUCGUGAUCCUCCAAAACUAUCGCUACCUGGUAAACUCAUCUUUCCAAGUAUGAACAACAAUGGUCACUUUUCAAUGUUGGGCCUCGGUGAUAUUGUUAUGCCUGGUCUCCUAUUGUGCUUCGUAUUACGAUACGAUGCUUACAAACGAUCUUUAUUGACCUCAACCGAAGCUGGUCUACCUCCUCCAAAUCAUCUCAGUAGAAUAACUUAUUUCCAUUGUUCUCUUAUUGGUUAUUUUUUUGGCCUAUUGACAGCUACAGUAUCAUCAGAAUUAUCAAAAGCAGCUCAACCAGCCUUACUUUAUUUGGUUCCAUUCACAUUGUUACCUUUGUUAACCAUGGCUUACAUCAAAGGUGACCUUCGUCGAAUGUGGAGUGAACCUUUUAGACCAACAAAUUUGCCUAAAAAUCUGGAAGUGUGACCGACCUUCAUUGGAAAUAAUAAAUUGAUAUGUUGAAAUGAUUGGGACUAAAUUUGGUUGAUUAAAAGGCCACAAUUGUACAAAAAGCACAAAAAAAAGUCACAAAAUCCAAAGAUGAGAAUGACGAUGAUUGUUGAUCUCUUCACUCUUCCUAAUUCCAAAUUGGAUUAGUACCUCAUCAUCAUUUAAGCUUCUAUUUGGUUAAUUCGCUGCAUCUUCAUCUUCAUCAAUUUUCUGCAAAGUUCCAAUUAUCUCUUGCAAGGAAAACCAGAGAAACUCAUCAAUCUUAUAAUUAAAUUUGUAAAGUCAUUUUCCACAUCAAUGUAAAUAUUCAGAUGAUUUCAAAACUAAUUUGUCGUUUUCUUCGUGAAAUCCUUUUGCUUUUUGCUAUUCUGUCGCUGAAAAACAAACCGGAUCAAUUGAUUAGUUGAAGAAAUUGAUAAAUUGCUGUUUAGCGCAUCUUGAUAAUCUCCUUUGUACAAUUGCAAUCAACUUAAAGCCCAUCCUGAUUUAAUGAUCACAAACCGAUUCAAAAUGAUUACAUUUAAAUGAACGAUCAUGAGAAUAAGAAACAAAACUUUGAUUAAAAGCACUUGUGGAUUAAGAUUAAAACGAUCUUAUGAACAUUAAUCCCUUUUCCUUUUAAAUUCUGUAUUGUUUUCUAUUGUAAUUUAAUCAAAUAUGUUCAAACCAAAAAAUCGUUAGCAUCAAGGCUAAUCCAUAGUACAUAGAGUAAUUUACUAAUCUUGCAUUCUAAUUACUCUUGUUAUUGCUUUCACAAUAAAAUAUUUAUCCGUAAA
Messenger RNA from Panonychus citri (citrus red mite), 2804 nucleotides. It is a transcript of the gene SppL, whose product is annotated as signal peptide peptidase-like 3. The transcript has 11 exons. The record is from RefSeq and is a predicted model, not a curated record. Lineage: Eukaryota; Metazoa; Arthropoda; Arachnida; Trombidiformes; Tetranychidae. The coding region runs from base 877 to 2004 and encodes 375 amino acids. Gene Ontology annotation, molecular function: aspartic endopeptidase activity, intramembrane cleaving. Gene Ontology annotation, cellular component: cytoplasmic side of endoplasmic reticulum membrane; lumenal side of endoplasmic reticulum membrane; Golgi-associated vesicle membrane. Gene Ontology annotation, biological process: membrane protein proteolysis.